CGGUUCCCUUUAAUAAAACCCGCACACAGUUCCGCUCUCUUCUGCCGUCGCCUUGUGGAAAGCCGCGCGUUUCGCUGCCUGUCUCACUUCAUCAAGUCUUAUAUGCGCGAUUUUUUUACCAUACUAAUUUUAGUAAACAGUAACGUUUCCCCCGUUUUAAGAUCAUCUUUCAGCAAAGCGGGUUUCUGCCGUGAUAUUUUCCGUCAGGCAUUAGGUGCCCCGAUCCUGCAGGGUGGCAGCCGAAGGACCCCUGAGGGAAAGCUCGUCUGUCGCCGGCGCUUUAUUCCUCAAAACCAGCUUCUCGUCGCUCCGGCUCUAGUUCUGGUUCCAUCUCUAGUUCCAGCUCCAGCUCUAGCUCUAGCUCUAGUUCUGGUUCUGCAGGACUUCUCUCUGGUCGUGUAUCUGGUGUAUCCGCGGAACAUGAGCGCUCUGGAGGCUUUGGGUCGAGGGCAGCUGUGUGACAGUCUCCUGACAUGGAUCCAGACGUUCGCUGUGGAGGCGCCGUGUUCAGCGGUGGACGAGAUGACCAGCGGAGUGGCCAUGGCACAAGUCCUGCAGAAAAUUGAUGGCAUGUAUUUCACUGACGCGUGGAUCAGUCGUAUUAAACCUGAUGUUGGAGACAACUGGAGGUUAAAGAUCAGCAAUUUAAAGAAAAUAUUGAAAGGCAUUCUGGAUUACAACCAUGAGGUGUUGGGGCAGCAGAUCAAUGACUUCACUCUUCCAGACAUCAGUCUCAUCGCAGAGCAUUCAGACGCAGCAGAACUGGGCCGAAUGUUGCAGCUCAUCCUGGGCUGCGCUGUCAACUGCGAACAGAAGCAGGAAUAUAUCCAGACCAUCAUGAUGAUGGAGGAGUCUGUGCAGCACGUGGUCAUGACGGCCAUCCAAGAGCUGAUGAGUAAAGAGUCGCCCGUGUCCUCCGGAAGCGACUCGUUCGUUGAUCUGGACCGACAGCUGAAGAAGACGGUGGAGGAUCUAAACGACGCUUUGGCCACUAAAGAGGAGAUCGCUCAGAGAUGUCACGAGCUGGACAUGCAGGCGUACCUCGUCCAAGAGGAGCGAGAUAGACUGAGGUUAGAGUGUAUUGAUCUAGAAGACAGGGUGGCGGCGCUCCAGGAGGAGAAGAGCAGUCUUCUGGCUGAGAACCAGGUGCUGAUGGAGCGGCUCAACCAGUCGGACUCCAUCGAGGAUCUGAACAGCCCAGCGGGACGCAGACACCUGCAGCUUCAGACGCAGCUGGAGCAGCUGCAGGAGGAGACCUUCAGAUUGGAGGCGGCUAAAGACGAUUACCGCAUCCGCUGCGAGGAGCUGGAGAAGGAGCUGAUGGAGGUCAGAGGUCAGAAUGAGGAGCUGACCUCUCUGGCCGAAGAGGCGCAGUCGCUCAAAGACGAGAUGGACGUGCUGAGGCACUCGUCUGAUAAGGUGUCGAAGCUGGAGGCGCAGGUGGAGGUGUAUAAGAAGAAGCUGGAGGAUCUGGGGGAUCUGAGGCGGCAGGUGAAGCUGCUGGAGGAGAAGAACACCAGCUACAUGCAGAACACCGUGACGCUGGAGGAAGAUCUGCGCAAGGCCAACGCCGCUCGAGGACAGCUGGAGACCUACAAGAGACAGGUGGUGGAGCUUCAGAACAAGCUCUCGGAGGAGUCCAAGAAAGCAGACAAGAUGGAGUUUGAGUAUAAACGAGUCAAGGAGAAAGUGGACUCUCUUCAGAAGGAGAAAGAUCGCUUGAGGACGGAGCGAGACUCGCUGAAGGAGACGAUUGAGGAGCUGAGGUGUGUUAAAGCUCAGGAGUCUCAGCUGACGUCAGGUUUGGUGCCGCUCGGCAGUAACGAGCCGUCUGAUUCGCUGGCCGCAGAGAUCGUCACACCAGAGAUUCGGGAGCGUCUGAUUCGCCUGCAGCAUGAGAACAAGAUGCUGAAACUUGCUCAGGAGGGAUCAGAUAACGAACAGAUCGCUCUGCUGCAGAGUUUACUGGAGGACGCCAACAGCAGGAAGAACGAGCUGGAGACAGAGAACAGGCAGGUGAAUCAGAGGCUGCUGCAGGGUCAGUCUCAGGUGGAGGAGCUGCAGAAGUCUCUUCAGGAACACGGAUCCAAAGCAGAUGAUACGGUCCUGAUGAAGAGGAAAUGUCAGGAACAUCUGGACAAAUUAAGGGAUGCCACUAACGAGCUUCAGAAGAAGAGUGCAGCGAUUGAAGGGCUGGAGAACAAACACACUUCCAGCGUUCAGAAGAUUGAAGAGCUGGAGGACGCACUGAAGAAGAAGGAUGAAGAUAUGAAACAGAUGGAGGAGAGAUACAAGAAAUACCUGGAGAAAGCCAAGAGCGUCAUUCGUACGCUGGACCCCAAACAGAAUCAGGGUUCUGCUCCUGAGGUUCAGGCUCUGAAGAACCAGCUGCAUGAGCGAGAGAGGAUAAUUCACUCACUCGAGAAGGAGUGCGACAAGACGAAGUCUCAGAGAGACCAGGAGGAGAAACUCAUCGUAUCUGCCUGGUACAACAUGGGGAUGGCGCUGCAGAAGAAGGCGGCUGAGGACCGGCUGGCCAGCACGGGUUCGGGUCAGUCUUUCUUGGCGCGGCAGAGACAGGCCACCAACACUCGCCGGGUGUAUCCGGGCCACGUGCAGCCCACCGCAGCCAGUGACGUUAAAGCAUGAGCGGCAGGGGGCGGGGCUGCAUGACUGAGUGUGAUUUGAGCUCAUGCUGCUGAGUUUAACCCAUCGCUGCACACUAACUAACCCAGAUUGCUAACCGCUGUCCUCCCGAUCAGAAGUGGGUGGGGCCGGCGCCUGUCAAUCAUGCUGUCGGCGCGUGGCUGUGGCUGUUACGCUUUAAAGACGGAUGAACUCCGACAUGUUUUCAUUUUAGCCGCAUCAUUGUGGAGUGAUUCAGUGUUUUCUGUAGUCUAUGAACAAACGAGUCUCGUCACACCUGCUUCAUCAGCCGAUGCUGGAUGUGUUUCAGUAGAAUCAGUGUUUGUUUUAAUCUAAAUCAGUAAGUGCUUUGAUGAUGAUUCUGACACAAUGUUACAAACCGCAGCAGUACAUAGUCUGACAUUUAAACCUGCUCUGCUGCUUUUCUUCUUCAGCUGUUACUAAAUAUUCACGUAAUAGCGCACAGCGAUUGCCGGACGAGACGUGAUCGGUAUAUAUUUUACUCCAGCAGUGUUCUUGUGUGGUUUUUAACAGGCGAUUGAAUGCGUUUCUCAUGAGUUCAGAGGUUAAACACAACCGUCCAUGAGCAGAGAAACACCUGAUCAGUACUUCUGAUUCAGUACAUUCGUCUAUAGCAAAUAUUCGCCGCAUUUGCCAAGUUUUAUAUUGCUUGUAUACAAUAUGUACAUACUGUAUGUGCGCGCGGCUGGAGGAACCGGUUAGAUGCGAUUCAUAAUGUGUCUCAUUCACACGCUGUUGAUGAAUCUGUGCUUCCAGCGCUGCAAAACUGUACAGUUGUUCUUCAAGUUGUAAAUAAAGCUUGUAUA
Molecule: messenger RNA, 3473 nt
Organism: Sinocyclocheilus grahami
Lineage: Eukaryota; Metazoa; Chordata; Actinopteri; Cypriniformes; Cyprinidae
Product: hook microtubule-tethering protein 3
Exons: 24
Coding region: 103-2649 (848 amino acids)
Biological process (GO): cytoskeleton-dependent intracellular transport; cytoplasmic microtubule organization
Cellular component (GO): cytoplasm; centrosome
Molecular function (GO): dynein light intermediate chain binding; microtubule binding
Source: RefSeq, a predicted model, not a curated record